This is a messenger RNA of Sipha flava (yellow sugarcane aphid), 2094 nucleotides long. It is a transcript of the gene Glut1, whose product is annotated as glucose transporter type 1. NCBI's taxonomy places the organism in Eukaryota, Metazoa, Arthropoda, Insecta, Hemiptera, Aphididae. Gene Ontology annotation, biological process: monosaccharide transmembrane transport. The record is from RefSeq and is a predicted model, not a curated record. Gene Ontology annotation, cellular component: membrane. Gene Ontology annotation, molecular function: hexose transmembrane transporter activity.
CUUGCAACACCAGGUGACGGACAUGAGCGCCAACCUGACGACGCGGCUGGACGAGCUGCAGUCGCGCGGCGUGUCGCCGAGCCCGGCCGUCGCGUACUACGGCACCGAGCACCGCGGUCACGUAGAGACGAGUGUCGCGCUGUCCGAGAUCCGGUCGCAGCUGCACGAGCUGACCCGGUCGUUGGAGUCCUGCCAGUCGGAGGUGACCGAGGUGAAGCGCGACAUGGUGGCCAUCAAGAACGAACUGGACACGGUGCAGCAAGUCAAAGAAGAGAUCGAAGAGCUCAGGGAGUAUGUGGACAGGCUAGAGCUGCAGUCUCACCGCAGGAAGCUCAGGCUACUCGAACAGGGGCUUACGUUCUUUUUAUCCUAUACAAUCCUGGCAUCUAUGCUGGGAAUGCUUCAGUUCGGUUACAAUACUGGAGUAAUAAAUGCACCAGAAGGGAACAUCGAGAAGUUCAUCAAAGAUGUGUUUGAAGAUCGGUACAAAGAAAAUAUGGACCAUGGCCAAGCUGAGUUACUCUAUUCAUUCGCCGUGUCGAUUUUCGCUAUUGGCGGAAUGCUUGGUGGCUUCAGCGGUGGCAUUAUUGCCAACCGUUUUGGCAGGAAAGGAGGCUUACUGCUAAACAGUUUUGUUGGCAUUGGUGGCGCUUGCUUAAUGGGUCUCACCAAGUAUUUCAAUUCUUAUGAAGUACUAUUUGUUGGCCGAUUCAUUAUAGGAGUCAACUGUGGUUUAAAUACAUCGCUAGUGCCAAUGUAUAUAUCAGAAAUAGCACCGCUCAAUCUACGAGGUGGUCUCGGUACAGUCAAUCAGCUAGCCGUGACUACUGGACUGCUCAUAUCCCAGAUAUUGGGUAUAGAACAAAUUUUGGGUACAGACGAAGGCUGGCCUUUAUUAUUAGGAUUAGCUAUUUGCCCUGCCAUAUUACAAUUAAUUUUACUUCCGGUAUGUCCUGAAUCACCAAGGUAUCUGUUGAUAACCAAACAAUGGGAAGAAGAAGCAAGAAAAGCUUUGAGAAGGCUGCGUGCAACGAAUCAGAUCGAAGAAGAUAUUGAAGAAAUGCGCGCUGAAGAACGUGCUCAACAAUCCGAAGCUACGAUAUCUAUGAUGGAAUUAGUAUGUUCACCCACUUUAAGACAACCACUUAUUAUAAGUGUUGUCAUGCAGCUAUCACAACAACUGUCUGGCAUAAAUGCUGUAUUUUACUAUUCGACUAGCCUAUUUAUAACUGCUGGUUUAGCGGAAAAUGUAGCUAAAUUCGUAACGAUUGGGAUUGGUGUGAUUAUGGUAAAUAUGACCCUCGUGACUAUGCCACUGAUGGAUAAAACUGGUCGAAGGACAUUACAUCUUUAUGGUCUGGGUGGAAUGUUUAUAUUUUCAAUAUUCAUUACGAUAUCUUUGUUAAUCACAGAGUUUUUCGGUUUUGUGCAGGAAAUGAUUGACUGGAUGUCAUACUUGGCCGUCGUAUCCAUACUUGGAUUCGUUGUGUUCUUUGCUGUAGGCCCUGGUUCCAUACCAUGGAUGAUAACAGCUGAGCUAUUCAGUCAGGGUCCUCGGCCAGCGGCUAUGUCUAUCGCUGUCCUCAUCAAUUGGGUGGCUAAUUUCGCUGUUGGCAUAGGCUUCCAACCUUUAAAGACUGCAUUGGAUAAUUAUACAUUCCUACCAUUCAGCGUGUUACUGGCAAUUUUCUGGAUUUUUACUUAUAAAAAAGUGCCAGAAACUAAGAACAAAACGUUUGAAGAGAUAUUAGCUUUAUUCCGACAAAACGGCAGAGGAAGUGUCUUAGAAUCAAGUCGCUUAUACGGGAGUAUGUUAAACUAUUCAAACGCGUUAGACGAGCAUUUACCGCCCUCCGAAAGGGCAUCAUUAAUGGUGGCUGAGGAGAAACCUUUGCCAGACUCAUCACCAGUACAACACUCUCCGACGGACCCGGAGGUGUGUGCUGUAUGCGUCAACACUGGCAGUUCCCUCAUGAUGACGUCUCCGAACGUAACUCGCCGGUCGAGUCACACGCUCAGUAACCACGUUUGCCAAAUGGACUAGACCGUCACGUUAUUCUAAUAUUAUAUAAUAUAAUAAUAUUAUUAUUUUUU